This is a messenger RNA of Microplitis mediator, 9359 nucleotides long. RefSeq names its product fibrillin-2-like. Gene Ontology annotation, biological process: supramolecular fiber organization. The record is from RefSeq and is a predicted model, not a curated record. The transcript has 26 exons. Bases 299 to 8974 code for a protein of 2891 amino acids. Gene Ontology annotation, molecular function: microfibril binding; calcium ion binding. NCBI's taxonomy places the organism in Eukaryota, Metazoa, Arthropoda, Insecta, Hymenoptera, Braconidae.
UGCUCAGCCCUGGCAGUCUCACGUCGAAUCCCGCCAGCGCAUCUUUUAUUUAUCCUCCACGCGAUCCUCCACGAAAAACACUACCAUUUUACCCCAGUCAUCUAUUAUCCACCGGCAAUUGUCGUCAAUGAUGUCAAAAAUUCAAAACUGACUCCGAAUUAUUUUUCAAAUUUUUUUUCACGAUUUUUCUCCAUUUACUUUUUUUUUUUUGAAUUUUUUGAAACUAGUUCCCGAUGCUGAAGUCGAGCUGGAGGAUAAAUGAUCGAGAGUCGGUUUCUCGGUGAAAAUUGUUUGAAUUAUGGAUAAAAUAAUGUUAAUGUUUUGCGUCGCUGCUAUUGUUGCGAUUCUCGCGGUUCAAACUGGACAGGAGUCGACGCGGGAACGAUACUUGAGCCAUCAUACCACAGGUUCAACACCGGCUCCACUGGAUUUUGAUAAUCAUUCCCAAACUAAUCCGCCAAUUGGACCUAAUAUAUGUAGAUCGAGAUAUCGCAGUUAUUGCUGCCCUGGUUGGUCUAGGAAACCAGAGACUGGACUUUGUGUCGUUCCAAUAUGUGCAAGACGUUGCGGAAAUGGAAGAUGUAUAAGACCAAACGUUUGUCUCUGUGACGGAGGAUCAGUUUCUGCAUCUUGCAGUGCGGGCAUCUCGUCAACGUCAUCGCAAUCUUCCUCUCCCCCGAAUCGAGGACAUGAAAGAGAGCGACAAGAAGAUCACAGGAAUCCACAAACCCGAACAGGUGGAAACUGUAGAGCACGAUGUAUUAAUGGAAAUUGUGUUGACGGAAGAUGUCAAUGCAGAUCCGGAUACGAGGGAGAGUUUUGUAACGAACCGAUUUGCCGUGAGCCCUGUUUAAAUCAAGGAAGAUGUAUCGGACCGGAUCGCUGUGCAUGUAUAUACGGUUACACCGGAAGACGUUGCGAGACUGAUUACCGAACAGGGCCUUGUUAUACAAAAGUCAAAAACGGUCAGUGUCUUGUUCAUCUGCAGGGUGUCGUAUGCACACGACAGAUGUGCUGCGCCACCGUUGGCAAAGGAUGGGGUCACCCUUGCGAGAGAUGUCCCAUGCGGCUCGAUUGCGAGAUUGGACACUUGAAAAAUAAUCAAGGCCAGUGUUUAGAUAUUAAUGAGUGCGAAGCAAUACCUGGACUUUGUGCGGGUGGAAAAUGUAUAAAUACACUUGGAUCAUUUACUUGCGAGUGUCCAGAAGGGCAGGCAAGAGACAUGGAGACUAAUGAGUGUACAGAUAAAAAUGAGUGUGAAGAAGAAGGUAUUUGUAGCGAUGGCAAAUGCAUCAAUACUGAACGCGGUUACUAUUGUGUUUGUAAUCCUGGAUUUAUUCAGAGCCAGGAUCGAAGAUCUUGCAUAGAUGGACGUCAGGGGCUCUGUUACACGGCAGUGAAUCGCAAUGGGCAGUGCAAAAGUCGAUUGGAAGUACGGCUCAGUAAAAAAGAUUGUUGCUGCGGGAAAAAUAUGGGCCGCGGUUGGGGCGACGAGUGUUACAAAUGUCCUACUGUCGGAACAAACGAACAUCACAAGCUUUGCUCAGAAGCUCCAAACAUCGCGAUAAACGAAUGCGUACUGCGACCUGACAUCUGCGGCGGCGGUAAAUGUAUCGACACACCCGACGGUUACGAGUGCGAAUGUCUUCCCGGUUUCGUAAAACAAUCUGGUAGAUGCGAAGAUGUCGACGAGUGUCAGCAAGAUUACUGUCAAGGUGGAAGUUGUCAAAAUUUACCCGGUAGUUUUCUCUGUCACUGCCCGCCAGGUUUUGUCGUUUCCGGCGAAGGAAGAUAUUGCAGCGAUCACGACGAAUGUCAGGAUACCGGAAUGUGUACCAAUGGUCACUGUACAAAUAUGAACGGCUCAUUCAAAUGUAAAUGUAAUGACGGCUACGUUCUUUCGCCAUCCAAGAAUACAUGUAUCGAUAUCAACGAGUGCUCGGAAAACCCGCGAAUUUGUUUGAAUGGAAGAUGCGAAAACACACCGGGUUCUUAUCACUGCGUGUGCCAGUCAGGAUUCACCGCGUCGAGAGACAACACGUUUUGCGUAGACAUGGACGAGUGUUCGACCACUGGGAUGUGUGAUAAUGGAAAGUGCGUUAAUAUGGAGGGAUCUUUCAAAUGUGUCUGCGACCCUGGGUUCAGACUUGGGCCCGACCAAAGCCACUGCAUCGACAUUGAUGAAUGUUUGAGCGCGCCGUGUCAAAAUGGGAAAUGUAAAAAUACACCGGGUAGUUUUAGGUGCGAAUGUAAUCCGGGUUUCAAUCUUGGACCAGAUGGCAGAUCGUGUUUAGAUACUCGGCGAGAUUUAUGUUACUCACAGUUCAAAGAUGGCCAGUGUUUGAAUCCGACGUCUACGGCAGUAACUAAGUCCAGUUGCUGCUGCUGUACUGUGAUCUUGGGGCAGCCUUUAGGAUGGGGAAGUAAUUGCCAGCCUUGUCCGAUGCCUCGGACACCAGAAUUUGAAUCGUUGUGCCCUCAUGGUGCUGGGAUGACUUACAAUGGAGAUGACAUUAACGAGUGCGCUCAGAAUCCCAAUAUUUGCGUUAAUGGCGGAUGUGAAAAUCUAAUGGGCACUUACCGCUGCAUCUGCGACAACGGAUACGAGCUGGAUGCGACCGGAAAAUUAUGCAGCGAUAUAAACGAGUGCGAGUUAGAAAAUUCACUGUGCUCAGGUGGUCAAUGUAGAAACACCCCAGGUAGUUUUCAGUGCGUCUGUCCAACCGGAACUCGAUUCAACACGCAGAACCAGAUGUGCGAGGACGUCGACGAGUGCGAAGAACUGGGCGCCGACGUCUGCAUCAACGGUAUCUGCAUCAAUACCAAGGGUUCUUAUGAGUGCGAAUGUACCAAUGGGUACAUUCUUGAUAAUACUGGGCACAUUUGUAUGGACAAUAGAAGAGGCUCAUGUUGGACGAAAAUGAUCGACGGAAGGUGCGAGAAUAAUUUUCCACGGUUGGCAUUGAAGUCGGAAUGCUGCUGCUCUGUCGGAGUCGCUUGGGGAAGUCCUUGCGAGGCUUGCGAUUAUUCUCUGUGCGAUUGUUCCAGAGGAUAUGCUAAAGUUGACGGCAAAGCUUGCGCUGACAUCAAUGAGUGUGAGUUGAACAGCGGGAUUUGUAAAGGCGGUGGAACUUGCGUCAAUACUGACGGCUCUUAUCGCUGCGAAUGUCCGCCUGGACUCACCCUCGACUCCACACACACAACGUGCAUUGAUACGAGACAGGAGACUUGUUACAUGGAUUACCGUCACGGACAAUGCACGGCUCCGAUUGACGGUCAAUUUUCCAAGAGCAUUUGCUGCUGCUCAGUAGGACGCGCGUGGGGUAACGACAAGUGCGAGCUUUGUCCCAAAUUAGGGACACAGCAUCACACGGAGUUGUGUCCAAAAGGCGACGGGUUUACAGACAGACAAGACAUCAAUGAAUGCGUCGAGUUUCCGGGAAUGUGUUUGAACGGCAGGUGCAAGAAUUCUAUUGGCUCUUACAGCUGUCGUUGUAACCAGGGCUACGCUUUAGAUGAAAACGGACUCAAGUGCAAUGAUAUUGACGAGUGCGAAAUAAUGCGCGGAGUCUGCGGCAAUGGGACUUGUGUCAACACGCCAGGAACUUUCCAGUGCGACUGCAAUGAGGGAUAUCGCAGCAGCGACAUCAUGAAGAUCUGCAUGGACAUUAACGAGUGUGAAGAGACUCCGGGAUUAUGCCGCGGCGGUACUUGUAGAAAUAUUGAAGGAGGGUUCAAGUGCAUCUGCCCACCGGGACAUGAACUGAGUCCAGAUAAGCAGUCGUGUAAAGACAUCGACGAGUGUUCCAGGACCAGUGGGAUCUGCUCUAAUGGCGUCUGUGAGAAUAUGAUGGGGACUUACCAGUGUAUCUGCGACGACGGGUACAGACAAACGGGCAUGAAGUCUCACUGCGAAGAUAUAAACGAGUGCGCAAUCGGUAACGGCGGCUGCGAAGAUAUUUGCGUCAAUACUCCCGGCAGUUUUUCUUGUGCCUGCAGCGCGGGGUUUGGGUUAAAUCUAGACGGCAGAACAUGCGCAGAUAUUGAUGAGUGCAAAGAAAAUCCUCGAAUUUGCAAUGGGGGCCAGUGUUCUAAUUUACCUGGUUCCUAUUCUUGUCACUGUACUGGAGGUUUAUUGCCUGGAAAAGACGGAACAUCUUGCAUAGAUAUCGAUGAGUGCAUAACUCAGCCGAGAGUCUGUGGCUUCGGGGAGUGUCGCAACACAAUCGGGUCAUUCGAUUGCCGAUGCGAGGACGGCUACUCAGUAAAACCGGAAGCUGGACCAGACUGCACGGACGAUGAUGAAUGUCUGCUCAAUGCUUACUCGUGCAGCGAGUUCGCUAACUGCCGCAACACACCCGGGUCUUAUGAGUGCACUUGCCACGACGGAUUCACGGGCAAUGGAAUCGAGUGCCGAGAUAUCAAUGAGUGUCUUGUCAAUAAUGGAGGCUGUGAUGCCAAUGCUCAGUGCAUUAAUACCGAAGGUUCUUUCAAGUGUAUAUGUGAUGCUGGGUUCCGCGGCGACGGGUACUCGUGUCGUGACAUCGAUGAAUGUACCAAUGACCCAUCGCUGUGUGAAAACGGUCACUGUCUUAAUUACCCGGGGUCAUUUCGGUGCGAGUGUGAGAUGGGAUUUAUGCAUCCUGAGGAGAAUAAUGAGCAGGCGUGUAUUGAUAUCAAUGAGUGCGAGAUGUUUCACAAUCUCUGCGUCUUUGGCAAGUGCGAAAAUAUAUUCGGGAUGUUCCGCUGCGAGUGCGACGAGGGCUACAAGCUUGACGGCUCUGGAGGCAAUUGCACGGAUAUUGACGAGUGCGAAAGCCCCCAGGCUUGUCAGUACGGGAGAUGCGUUAACACGCAUGGUAAAUAUCGUUGCGAGUGUCCGGCUAAUCACGAACUCGUUGAAGCGGGCAAUGCGUGCGUUGAUAGACGUGAAUCUCUUUGCUACACGGGUACUGAAAAUAUUGGCGGCCGUCCCCAGUGUGUGUUUGACAUGUCGUCGUCAGUAACCAAAGCGACCUGUUGCUGCAGCAUCGGCAGCGCCUGGGGAACGCGGUGCGAACAGUGUCCAGAAAUAGGGAGCAGAGAAUUCGAGGAUUUGUGUCCCGGAGGACUCGGGUACCGACCGAAUCGCGUGACCGUCGUGCUCGAGGAUAUUAAUGAGUGCGAGGAACACGAAAAUAUCUGCCAGAAUGGCCACUGUACCAACACAUUCGGCAGCUUCAUGUGUUCCUGUAACGAAGGCUACAUUUUGGACAGCACCAAGACCAGUUGCAUUGACAUAGACGAGUGCGCACUACAUCCGCAAAUUUGCGGAGUAGGCUACUGUAUAAAUGACCAGGGUAAAUAUCACUGCGAGUGCCCGGAAGGCUACAUGUCGAUGCCGGGCGGCAAAGAGUGCGUCGAUAUGCGGAAAGAACUCUGCUACGUCAGCUACGAGGGCGGGCAGUGCUUCAACCCGAUGGUACACCCGCAGACCAAGAUGCUCUGCUGCUGCUCAAUGGGCGCAGCCUGGGGAUCUCCUUGCGAGAGGUGUCCCGGUGAACGAACGCGCGAGCACGAGAUACUCUGCGGUAUGGUACCGGGUCAGAUUAUGAAUCCCAUCACUAAUCACACUGAGGAGAUUGACGAGUGCGCUCUCAUGCCCACGAUGUGCACCCACGGGCGUUGCUUGAAUACUCCCGGUAGCUUUGAGUGUCAGUGCGACCUAGGCUACAUCUAUGACGAGGAUUCCCACCAGUGUAUUGACGACAACGAGUGCCAGCAGACGCCGAAUCCUUGCGCUGGUAAUGCGCAGUGCGUUAAUUUACAAGGCAGCUUUGAGUGCCGAUGUCCUGCUGGUUAUAAGCUGGGGAUCAGUCAGCGGAGCUGCAUUGACAUCGACGAGUGCUACGAGCGACCGGGAAUUUGCUCCAAUGGAGUUUGUAAUAAUCUGCAGGGAUCGUUUCAGUGCGUGUGCCAUCUUGGGUACGCGUUGACGCGAGACCGCGAUUUUUGUGUUGACAUCGACGAGUGUCAGAGGAAUCCUAACAUCUGCAACAAUGGAACUUGUGUAAAUACACUCGGCUCUUACAAAUGCCAGUGCUAUGACGGAUACAAACUGAGUCCUAACAACGACUGCGCGGACAUUGACGAGUGCAGAGUGAUGCCGUUUCUUUGUAGGAACGGGAGGUGUAAGAAUUUGGUGGGUUCUUUUAUAUGCGAGUGCGCUGACGGUUACACUCUGGCCCAAGAUGGUCAGCACUGUCGCGACAUCGACGAGUGCCAGGAAAUUCCAGGGCUCUGUCCAUCGCCCGGCAAGUGCCAGAAUCUUAUGGGCUCGUAUAUUUGCAGCUGUCCUCCGGGGUACGAGUUAGACAACUCGAAGAAGAGGUGCGUCGACGUAGACGAGUGUGUGGAGACUAAAAAUAUCUGCGAGAAUGGCAAGUGCAUCAACACAGAGGGCGGGGUAAUCUGCGAGUGUCCGGAAGGAUUUAAACUCAGCGACAAGUGGAACUCGAUGACCUGCGUAGACGUCAGAGAGGAGCAAUGCUACGAUCGUUAUCGUCGCGGUCAGUGUCUGGCACCACGCAAGGGUGAGAUGACUCGCAAGCACUGCUGCUGCACUAUGGGCAAAGCCUGGGGAAAAUACUGCGAAAUAUGUCCACGAGAACAUUCCGAAGAAUUCAAACGUCUCUGUCCCGAAGGUUCCGGACGCGACGACUCGGGAGUUGACUUGAACGAGUGUCUGUUUAUGCCCGACGCUUGUUCAGGCGGGGACUGUAUAAAUACUGACGGAUCAUUCAGAUGCGAAUGUCCUCCCGGCUACACGCUCGACGAAACCGGAAGACGGUGCGUUGAUUUAAACGAGUGCCUGCACAACCAAAACAUCUGCGGCAACGGAACCUGUGGGAAUGUCGAAGGCGGGUUCGAGUGCUCGUGUGCCAACGGCUUCGCUCCAGGAGUAAACCAAGUAUGCGAAGACAUAAACGAGUGUCUAGAACUCGGCAAUCAGUGCGCGUUCCGCUGCCAUAAUGCCCCAGGUUCAUUCAGAUGCAUCUGUCCGUACGGAUACAUCCUCGCCGCGGAUGCCCGUCACUGCAUCGACGUCGACGAGUGUUCGACGCCGGCAAAUAACUGCAAGUUCCAGUGCAAGAACUUAAUUGGAUCCUUUAUGUGCAUAUGCCCGCCGGGUUACCAGCAAAUCGGAAUGACUGACGAGUGCAAGGACGUCGACGAGUGCUCCGUUAAUUCGGGACUCUGCAGAAACGGGCAGUGCAUCAACCUGGAGGGAAGCUACCAGUGCAGAUGCUACGAGGGCUUCGAAACGAGCUUAGACGGCAAGUCUUGCGUUGACAAGAGAGUCGGCUACUGUUUCCUGCGGACCGUCAGCGGCAGGUGCACCGCCAGGACCUCAGAACUCAAGACUGUCACGAAAGCCGACUGCUGCUGCACCAUGGGCGCUGCUUGGGGUCCCCAUUGCGAACUCUGUCCAUCAAGAGACUCAGAUAACUACAACGAGUUGUGUCUUGACAAAGGAUUCUCCGUUGAUGGUCAAGAUAUCGAUGAGUGUAAAGCCAUUCCUGAUCUAUGUCGCAAUGGACUUUGUAUAAAUACUCUCGGGUCAUUCAGAUGCAUUUGCGAUAAAGGAUACAAAGUCGACAGAGCUGGAACUCAUUGUCUCGAUGUCAAUGAAUGCGAGUUGACACCCAGUCCUUGCAAAUUCAACUGCCAAAAUACUGAAGGCAGUUUCAGUUGCUCAUGUCCUGUUGGAUUUAUAUUAAAUCCCGAUGGUGUAGGCUGUCGGGAUCUUGACGAAUGUGCUACCGGCAAUCAUCUUUGUCAGCAGAAAUGUAUUAAUACCGAAGGAAGUUACACCUGUGCCUGCAGAGAUGGGUACACUCAGCAUGGAGAUGCUUGUCAUGAUAUCAAUGAAUGCGACGAAGCAGGCACGUGUCCAAAACCAGGAACUUGCAUCAACACACUAGGAAGUUUCAAAUGCAUUUGCCCGCGAGGAUUUAAAUUAGACAGAACUGGACGUUUCUGUACCGACAACAACGAAUGCUCCGAAGACAGUAAUUGCGAUCAUGGCUGCCAGAAUUUAAUGGGAACGUUCAGGUGCAAUUGUCCCGAAGGAUUUAUCCAGCAUUUAUAUUACAACCAGUGCAUUGAUGAAAACGAAUGUAAUAAUUCGCCUUGUGGUGACAGUGCUUGUAUAAAUACUAUUGGAAGUUACAAGUGCGGAUGCCCGGAUAAUUAUCAGUUCGAUAAUGAUUUGCAGAUUUGCGUUCAAGUAAGUCCAGGAUGUGUCGGAAGUCCUUGCGCAUUCGGAUGCACACCCAGUGGAUUGAGUGGUUUCCUGUGCGGAUGUCCGACAGGAUAUCAACGAAUCGGACAAGGCCACUGUCUCUCGACAAUAAACCCACUAGCGACAGGUAACUAUGGAGAAGAAAUAGGAAACGUACCGACGUUCGUUAUCAACCCGGAUCCUUAUCACAUACCACCGGCUGGCGAUAAAAUUAUUUCUUCUGAAGGCUGUUUCUCUUGCAAGAUUAAUGGAAGAGAACGACAGAGAAGAGGAACUAAAUUACAAGGCAAUCAAACAAUAAAUGUUAAUCAUGCGAAACUUAGACAUGCGAGAGGUUUGAUGAGACGAGCGCCUUUAAUUAGAAGAUCGGCGAGACAUCAUCAUGGGGAAAUUUAUACCAUGAAAAUGACAUUACGACAAACGAAACAUAAAAUGAGAAUAAUCAAAUUGCAACCAGCUAUCAAGAAUGAAAAAAUGGAAUAUUCGAUAAUAAAAGGAAACAAAAACAAUCAAUUCGAAUUAGUGAAAGACCGCGGUGGAAUAUGGGGACUACAUUUCAAAAGCCGUCUCAAGCAUUCCGGGGAAUUCCGCGUGGUGAUAAACGGAAGGCCCGCCAAUGGAAUAACCGCCGAAAAUAAAAUAUGGGAGAAGCCAUUGACAUUCAGAGUUCACAUCGUCGUCACGGAUUGAGUAUAAAAAUUAUAAACAAUUAACCAAAAUUAUUAAUUCGACACUGCCAUUUGUAACUGUCGUUAAAAAAUAAUUUUUCAUGUAAAAAUAUGUCGAAAAAUGUGUUCAAUGUUAUUAUUGUUAGGGAGUUGGGUGAUAUGCAAUUAUUGUAUGUAUUUUUAUACCAAACUUCUUUUUAAUUAAUUAAUUUUUUUUAAAUAAUAGACUAGUUAUUAUUAUUAUAAAUGUAUAUGCAAAAUAACCGCACGAUUUAUACGCCGUUUUAAUCAUUAUUAAUUAUUAUAGUGUACAAAAAAAAUUUAUGUACUUUGCGCAUGUUUUUAUGUAGAAAUCAAAUACUUUUAAUGAUACUUAGACAAAUUAUAAAUAUAAAAAUGUUAUUUAU